Molecule: messenger RNA, 2263 nt
Organism: Rubroshorea leprosula
Lineage: Eukaryota; Viridiplantae; Streptophyta; Magnoliopsida; Malvales; Dipterocarpaceae
Source: the annotation of a GenBank genome assembly
GGUUUACCUGCAUUUCUUUUCCUACAAAACUUCUGCGAGAAGCUUCAUUGUGCAUUUUUUGUUCGUGAACUACGGUAACAACUGGGGAUCUCUACAUCAAAUCUUUCGAAACCGAAAUCAGAGUUUGAGAAAAUGUCUUCAGAAAGGACAGGAAGUGUUGUAGGGAGUGAGGUGAUGCCUCUGGACUAUGGGGGUAUGGACUCAGAGAGUAGUCCGUCUCCAUCUAGUUCAGAGAAGACGGUUGAAGGGGUGAGAGGGGAUGAGGUGGUAGAAGUUAGGGAGGAUGAGGUAGUGGGGGUUGGGGGAGAUAACAUACCCAUUACCGUGGUAGAAGUAGAAGGUAAUGGGGAGAGAGGGAAUGAUAGGAAUGCAGACAUAGUGGAGGAAGUGAAGCAGUACCGAUCUGAACUAAGGACCAGGGAUGACCUGUGUCACUUAGUAGAAACGUACGAGAUCUCUUCUCGAGUAUUAGUUAGGCCAGCUGGGGUAGAGGAGAGGGCGUGCUCUGCUCCUCGGGAUCACUGGAUGCCUGUGUAUGCCCACUAUUUGAUAGCGGGACUCAGGUUUCCACUUCCGGAGUUGCUAAUAGGUUUACUGUUAGAUUAUAACAUAGGGUUGACACAGUUGGUCCCCAACGCAAUGAGGGGGGGUAGCAGGAGAGAUAAGGGGUGGUAUUAUUUCACCCCGAGGGUAGCUAAUAAGGAGGGUAGGAUUUUAUUCACUUCGGGUCCUUCAUCCAUUAAGGGAUGGAAGGAAAAAUUCUUUUUUGUAGAUGAUACGGAGUGGGGAAAGGGGGAUACCGAGAAGCUGCUGAGCUCUAUGGGUCAAGCGCUCUAUGGGCCAAGCGCUCUAAGUGAAGCUCAAAUGGACCAGUUUUUGAACACUGCUGGAGGGAAGGCCAUCCCCAAGAAGCCAAGGAAGAAGUCAAAGACUUCAGCCAAACAAGUGGAUGAGGGGAGGACUGGGAAGGAGGUGGUACCUUUGGCCUCAGCUGAGACGGAGAAGGAGGUGCCAGCACUGAAGAGGAAGGGUUGGGAGGAGAGGAGGGCGCUGCAGAAGAAGCAGAAGGUGGUGGAGGAAGAGGGGAGUGGGGUGCCUGAGUUUGUACCUCAGCCUCCUCCUGUUGAGCUGAACCCUGAGCUCAGACGGUUGGAGGAGGGGGCUGAGGUACGAGCUCCUGGGAAGGGGAAAGGCCCAGUUUCUCCUGCAGUGCCUCAGAGCAGCCUGUUCGAGGCGAAGAACGUAAUGGGGGCGAGGUGGUUCAUCAACAGCACCUUCCCCGAGGUGGACAAAUGCAACGCACGGGAGGAAGCUCUGAGGUACGGAGGAGCAUCUGUGGUGAAGCAUGUUCUGGAGGUGAAUGGUCUAGCCCAGGAGUUCAGAGAUAGUAUAAAGGAGCGCUCACUCUUGCAGAGGCAGUGUGACCAGCUGCAGAAGGAGAAGGAGGAGCUGGAGAAGAAAAAUAAAGAACUGCAAGAGCCUCUGGACGAGGAGAGCAAGCGAAGGAUCACUAAAGGCGAGCGUGAGGCUCAGGCAAAAGAAACGAAGCUGGUGACGGAGGCGUUCAAGGAGCUGAAGGGGAACAUGCAGAAGUUGGUGCAUAAUGGGAUGAAGGAGCACAUCAACAACUUCAUCAGUUCCAGCUCGUUUGACAGCAUCGUCAACCUGUACCGGCUGCCCACUGCUAUCAUCGCCUUCACAGACUGCAGAAAGAAGGUGAAGGCUGCAUAUCCCGAAGUGGAUGUGACAAAGGUCACCUUUGGCGAGCAAGAAGAAGGAGUGGAGGAAGAUGGUGAGAGCAUGUCAACAGACUUCUGUCCUCAGAUCAAACUGAGGUGGGAGGAUGAUGCAGACGGUCUUGCUGUUUUCCCUCCACAGUUCGACUUCGAGUUCGUUGCAGUGGAGGAAGAUGGAGCAGAGGUAGAGGGAGAUGGAGUGGAGGCAGGAGUGGAAGGAACUGGAGUGGGUGAUAGUCAACCAAUUCCAGAAGUGGAGAUUCACCCAGUUCCUUCUGACGAUGAGGAGCCUCCUCUGCCAGACGAGCAGCAGCCUAUACAACCACCUCUGCCAGCUGAGAAGGAGCCAGUGGAACCACCUCUUCCAGAAGAAUAAUUUUUGUUUUUUGAUUUUUUGUAAAGAUAAUUAAACAGUUUGUAAUACUGUUAAUAUUUGAAAUGAAGAUUCAGCUUUGAGAUUAUAUAUAUGUUUAUGUUUGUUUUACAUUUCUGGUAUUAUUGUUUAUGAAUAAAAGAACUGUGGGUAC